Messenger RNA from Purpureocillium takamizusanense, 2512 nucleotides. RefSeq lists its product as uncharacterized. Gene Ontology annotation, cellular component: membrane. Gene Ontology annotation, molecular function: transmembrane transporter activity. The transcript is spliced from 5 exons. Lineage: Eukaryota; Fungi; Ascomycota; Sordariomycetes; Hypocreales; Ophiocordycipitaceae. The record is from RefSeq and is a predicted model, not a curated record. Gene Ontology annotation, biological process: transmembrane transport. The coding region runs from base 765 to 2333 and encodes 522 amino acids.
CACAGCAUGACAUCCAUGACUUUCGGAACGACAAAACCCGAAUUCCCCCCAAUGCCGUCCGCCGUUUCGUUCGUUUCGUUCCCCUCGGGGCACAAGUCCGGAGAGUAGACGGGGCGCGCAUACAUGUACACAUAUCCCGCGGGAGCGCUCCCGGCCUGCAGGCCCCAUCUGCCCCUCAUCCGUCCGCCCAUCCAUCCAUCAUACCCCUGGUUGUUGUUCAUGUCGUCCCACAACUGAGCUGAGUGAGCGCGAUUACUUACUGCCGUACUAGGAGGAGGACUGGUCGACGGACUCGGGCCACGGCAGCCUGACCAACACGCUUACACUUUCAACACUAGAUAGUGAGUGGGGGUGGGGGAGGUUGCGUGCACCGCAGUGCGAACGGGGACGGACACACACGAUGAUGGGGUUCAACAGCACAGGGAUCCCACGCUCGUCAUGUUGGCUGAUGUGCACACCCGCUGCCGGCGUUGCACGAUCAACAUGGUCCGCCCCCGUGUCUGGUGCGAGGUAGAUAUAUAGAAACUUGCCCACCCACUCCCCCGAUGGGAGAGCGGUCUCGGUGAGGUGCGUCCAGUCGACCGUCCGGGGAUAUAUACACGCUGGAGAUAGGAUCUUUCGAGCAACACCCACGAUCCAUCCCCGACGACAGCAGGCAUCAUCCACUACUGACUGCCGUCAUCGACCGCUCCAUCAAAGACUUACACGCAGACACACACUCACACAUAAGAACAACAGGCGUCACAGCCCAUCCUUCGCCCACCAUGCUGCCCUCCAGCACCCCCCACGCCCUCGACAACAACAACAACAACAACGGCAGCACCACCCCUCCCCCCUCCGACGAAAAAGCCGAAGCGCACCGCAUCGAAGAAACCUCCCUCGCCGCCACCCUCCCCCUGCCCCCCGGAUGCACAUACACCACGCCGCGCGCCAUCCAGGAGCGCUUCCCCACGCUGCGCUCCCUCUCCGACGCGGACAUGGCGUCGCUCAACGCGCGCGUGCGGCGGCGCAUCGACUGGCGCAUGAUGCCCUGCACCUCGGCCAUGUACCUGAUGAACUACCUCGACCGCAUCAACGUGUCCAACGCGCGGCUCGCCGGCCUGCAGCGCGACCUGGGCAUGAGCGACACCGUCUGGAGCCUCGGCAUCUCCAUGUUCUACGUCGGCUACGUCGUCGGCAUGGUCCCCGGCAACAUGAUCAUGGCGAGGUCGAAUCCCCGCUACUUUAUGCCGGGGCUGAUGCUGCUGUGGAGCGUGGGCACGGUCUGCAUGCCCGCCAUGAAGAGUGGCGCUGGCUUUGCCGUCGCGAGAUUCUUCAUCGGCCUGGCCGAGGCGCCCUUUUUCCCGGCUCUCACUCUUUUAACCUCCUCCUGGUACACCAAGGAAGAAUCCCCCAUGCGCAUGGCCAUCUGGCACGCCGGCAACACAAUCUCCAACAUCAUCUCCUCCUUCCUCGCCGCCGGCAUCCUCGAGCACAUGAAGGGCGUCGCCGGCCUGCGCUCCUGGCAGUGGUUCUUCGUCAUCGAGGGCGUCGCCUCCGUGCUCGUCGCCGUCGCCUCCUACUUUUUGCUCCCCGAGUGGCCCAGCAACACGCGCUUCCUCGACCAGCGGGAGCGCGAGAUGGCGCAGUACCGCGUCCUCGUCUCCAACGGCGGCGUCGACGAGGAGGAGGGCGGCGUCUGGGCGGGCGUCUGGGCCGCGGCCAGGGAUCCCUACACGUGGCUGUUUUGCCUCAUGCACUUUGCGCUCGUCACGGCGCAGAGCUUCAAGGACUUUUUGCCCUCGAUCAUCCAGACUUUCGGCUACAACAAGCUCAUCACCUACCUCAUCCAGGCGCCCCCCUACGCCAUCGCCUACGUCUUCGCCUGCCUCGUCGCCUGGUCCUGCGGCCGGCGGCAAGAGUCCACCUGGCACAUCACCGUGCCCGUCGUCGCCGCCGCCGCGGGCGCCGCCCUCAUGAUGGGCACGCUCAACGUCGGCGCGCGCUACUUCGGGCUCGUGCUGCUCAUCAGCGGCACCUACAGCGCCUUCAACAUCCAGCUCUCGUGGGAGACGACCGUGGUGCCCGCGCCGCGCGCGAAAAAGGCCUCGCUCAUCGCCAUCGCCGACUGCCUCAGCCAGACGAGCCACUGGUUCAGCCCCUACUUUUACCCCAAGCGCCAGGCGCCCUACUAUCGCAUGGGCGGCGGGCUGGUCCUCAUGGGGUGCGCCAUCGCCGUGGUGAGCUGCUUCGCCAUCCGCUGGCGGUCGGUUCGCCUCAACAGGAAGCUCGACGAGAGGCAAGGGUGGACGCCGGGGUCGGGCAUGCAGAGGGGGUGGAGGUUUCGCUACUAGUAGGCGUCGGCGGCGGCGACGAGCAUGUCGAAUGGUUCCCAGCAGGUGGUGGUGGUGGUGAUGGUGGUGACGGACUGAUGGUGUGCCACUACCGGCAGGAGAAGAUGACGAGGGAAUCAUGUGAAUGGUACUCACCCUGCUGCUGCCUGCUGCAGACACAUGCACAAAACAUUUUGCCC